Molecule: messenger RNA, 805 nt
Organism: Odobenus rosmarus divergens (Pacific walrus)
Lineage: Eukaryota; Metazoa; Chordata; Mammalia; Carnivora; Odobenidae
Gene: MRAP2
Product: melanocortin 2 receptor accessory protein 2
Exons: 3
Coding region: 5-625 (206 amino acids)
Biological process (GO): regulation of adenylate cyclase-activating G protein-coupled receptor signaling pathway; protein localization to plasma membrane
Cellular component (GO): endoplasmic reticulum; plasma membrane
Molecular function (GO): corticotropin hormone receptor binding; type 4 melanocortin receptor binding; type 5 melanocortin receptor binding
Source: RefSeq, a predicted model, not a curated record
GAAGAUGUCUGCCCAGAGAUUAAUCUCUAACAGAACGUCCCAGCAAUCUGCACCUAAUUCUGAUUACACCUGGGAAUAUGAAUAUUAUGAGAUUGGACCAGUUUCCUUUGAAGGACUGAAGGCUAAUAAAUAUUCCAUUGUGAUUGGAUUUUGGGUUGGUCUUGCCGUCUUCGUGAUUUUCAUGUUUUUUGUGCUGACUUUGCUGACAAAGACAGGAGCGCCACACCAAGACAAUGCAGAAUCUUCAGAGAAGAGAUUCAGAAUGAAUAGCUUUGUGUCAGACUUUGGAAGACCACUGGAGCCAGAUAAGGUGUUUUCUCGACAGGGCAAUGAGGAAUCCAGGUGUCUCUUUCAUUGCUACAUCAGUGAAGUGGAACACUUGGAUAGGGCUAAAGCUUGUCACCAGACCACAGCCCUUGACAGCAGUGUUCAACUCCAGGAAGCCAUUAGAAGCAAUGGGCAGCCAGAGGAGGAGCUGAACAGGCUUAUGAAGUUUGACAUCCCCAACUUUGUGAACACAGACCAGAACUCCUCCUUUGGGGAGGAUGAUCUUCUGAUUUCAGAACCACCUAUUGUUCUAGAAAAUAAGCCAGUUUCCCAGACCUCACACAAAGACCUGGAUUGAGAAACUACUCUGUAAAGUGUCUUCCUGAAGAUGUUGGCUCUGUCUUUGUAAACCAAGAAAUCUCCAUUCACUAAAAAUGUUUGUGUGGGUGGAUGGGAGGGUUAUGAGAGACAGACAGAGACAGAGACAGAAAGAAAGAGAGAAGAGAGCCCCCUCAGAAAAGAGCUGAAUAAUCUGAGU